Drosophila subobscura is the source of this 1183-nucleotide messenger RNA. RefSeq names its product putative gustatory receptor 59b. Gene Ontology annotation, biological process: sensory perception of taste. The record is from RefSeq and is a predicted model, not a curated record. Lineage: Eukaryota; Metazoa; Arthropoda; Insecta; Diptera; Drosophilidae. Bases 59 to 1183 code for a protein of 374 amino acids. The transcript is spliced from 2 exons. Gene Ontology annotation, cellular component: membrane.
CAAUUCAGUUGCACGCGGCGGCUCAAAUAGAACAGAACAGUUCAUUCGGUACCGGACAAUGGGGAGACUUUUGCUGCUGGACAUCUUUCAAUGGUUCGCCGUUCUGAUUGGCUUGACAUCCUAUAGGCUUGUCGAUGGUAGAUUUAUGCAAACCCGGCUAACUCGAGUGUACACGUUGAUCCUCAAUGUCAUCACGGUCGUAAUGCUGCCUCCGGCUCUGUUAGGCGCUGCCAACUUUUUUGUCGUGGAUAUCUGGCUGCCGAAAUUUAUGUGGGUCACUCCUUACGUCCUUUAUGCGGUGAACUACGUGGUCAUUGUCCAAACUCUGACCUCGCGUGGCCAUCGGGACAGCAUACUGAUGGAGCUGCACCAUUUAAUUGUUAAAUUGAGCCGCGAAAUGGGCAGAGCCGGAAAGCGGACGAACUCAAGCCUUCGGAGGCUGUUCUACAUAAAGACCAUUACCAUGUCGUAUCUGUGCCUGAGUUAUGUCUUGGGAACAUUCCUGUUCACCGACGGCUUCACCGCUUACAUGAUUCUCAGCUGUGUUCUAAUUAACAAUGGAUACAACAUCCUGAUUUCCACCACGCACUUGUACUUUGUGUCGCUCUGGCAAGUUGCUCGCGGAUAUGAUUUCGUGAACCAGCAGCUGGAGGAGCUCAUCUCCACACGGUCGCCGCUCACAUCUGGGUCCACCGAGGAGCUGCGCAGUCUGUGGUCGCUUCACGCCAGCCUCAGCCGGACAGCGCAGAAGAUAAACAGGAUCUACGGUCGCCAGAUGUUGGCCUCACGUUUCGACUACAUUAUAUUCACUGUAAUUAAUGGCUAUAUUGGUUCGAUUUACACGCGCAAUGAACCCGCGCCUUUCCUCACAAAAUGCUAUGGAGGUCUAGUCUAUUGGAUACGGAUUAUGGACUUUUUUAUGACCGACUAUAUCUGUGAUUUGGUGACUCAGUACCAGAGCAUGCGGAGGGACACCGUUAGCGAAGUCAGCGUCAUGUCCAAUGAGCUCCAUUCGUUUGUAAUCUACCAAAACAGCAUGAAGCUUAAUUUAAAGGUUUGCGGCCUGUACCCAGCCAAUCGAAAACAGUGGCUUAGCAUGAGUGGAGCCAUUCUCUGCAACUCCAUAAUGCUUCUGCAGUACCAUCUGAUGAUGAAAGCUAAAACAGAAAAGCUAAACAAAUAA